Messenger RNA from Microplitis mediator, 678 nucleotides. RefSeq lists its product as uncharacterized. The record is from RefSeq and is a predicted model, not a curated record. The coding region runs from base 73 to 534 and encodes 153 amino acids. The transcript has 3 exons. Lineage: Eukaryota; Metazoa; Arthropoda; Insecta; Hymenoptera; Braconidae.
UUGGAAAAUGCCAAAGCUUCGAAAUCAACACGUUGGAAUCAUGGUAAUUUUAACAAUGCGGAAAUUACAAUUAUGAAUUUUACUAUUGUAGAAAAUUUGGGUCAAAUUGAUAAAACAAAGUACAAAAUUGGCGUUGCUAAUCUGAACAAUGAUAAUUUACAAGUAAUUCCGCUUGAAAAAAUAAGUGAGAGCAUUCUUCCGAGAAGAUUUCGGACUAGUGGUUAUUUGAAGAGCGAUUUCUCGCUUCUAAAUUUAGGAGAUUUAGGACCCAAGAAGCCGUGUUGCUCUAUUACAGACGGUGUACAUAAACUAGACGUUUCUAUUAAUUUUUUUGGACCUGGUAAAUUAAAAAGAGGAGAUCCGGUUGUCAUUUCAGGCAUUCCAUCCAUAAUGGGUAACACGGUACAUUUCUUAAUUAAGUCUAUGGGUGACAUUAAAAAAGUCGAAGGAGAGACCAAACCGUUAAAUUGGUUGCUGAAAGGCGCAAAGCUCCUAACCAUAGGAGUUCAUACAAAUAAGAAACAAAAAGUAUAAAAGUAUAAGUUCUUUAUCUAUUAUUAUUGAAUUCGGGUCCAUGCUUGUUAAUUAAUUAAUAAAUAUCAGGUUGAUCAGACCAAAAACGCAAUGUUGACAAUUAUUUCACACUUUAUUGCAACGUUUCGUCGGAAAUCCCGACUU